AGAUGGGAAGAGCUCCUUGUUGUGCAAAGAUUGGUCUUCAUAGAGGUCCAUGGACUUCUAAUGAAGAUGCAUUGCUCACAAAUUAUAUCCAAAUUCAUGGUGAAGGCAAUUGGCGUGCUAUGCCUAAGAAAGCAAAGUUGUUGAGAUGCGGAAAGAGUUGUAGGUUAAGAUGGAUGAACUAUCUGAGACCGGAUAUCAAGAGAGGGAACAUCACGCCGGAUGAGGAGGAUGUCAUUGUUAGAAUGCAUACUCUUCUUGGCAACCGAUGGUCACUCAUAGCUGGAAGACUUCCAGGUCGAACUGAUAACGAGAUUAAAAAUUACUGGAAUACCCACCUCAGUAAAAGGCUCACCUUGAAGAACAAAGGAAUUGAAAAAAAGAAACCAACUAAGAAGAAGAUUAUAAAGAACGAGAAAAAGAAACCCUCGGAGUCAGAUCCUAUUGAACCGAUCAUGAAAGUGAAACCUCAUGCCCCUAAGCCCAUUCGGGUCACUUCCUUCUUCAAUUGGCCGACUAAUAUCGAUCAUUCUUCUUCUACAUGGCAAAUGUUUUUCUAUCGAGAAUCAGAUCAACCACUAUCACCGUUUCAUGAUGACCGAGACCUCGGAAGGAUCUACGAUGAAUAUCUAAGUUUGCUCGAAUCAACAACAAUUGGUGGGAUCGAAGAUCAAUAGAUACCAAUUGUAAGAUUUCUAGAUGUUUGGAUUUUAGUGUACGGACUUGGAACCAUGCACUAAUUUGUGUUGUCA
Messenger RNA from Impatiens glandulifera, 749 nucleotides. Its product is annotated as transcription repressor MYB5-like. NCBI's taxonomy places the organism in Eukaryota, Viridiplantae, Streptophyta, Magnoliopsida, Ericales, Balsaminaceae. The coding region runs from base 3 to 674 and encodes 223 amino acids. The record is from RefSeq and is a predicted model, not a curated record. The transcript is spliced from 2 exons.